AUGGACUCCUUUCGGUUGACACAUUUAUAUCAAUUCCUGUCAUUUGGGUGGCCUCCACAUAUUGCGUGGCCAACUCUGAGGCACGCGAGGACCAUCAGGAGGGUUCCCGAACAAAUCGUCGCCGUUGGCUGGGCUUUGACUGUUGUAGGCGGCUUAUUUUCACAAAUGAGGGAACACUCUGAACUCGUGGCGAUAUUCUACAUCGCUGUUACAGGAUACAUGGUGAUAUAUGCAGUGCUAUACAAUAAAUAUGCAGCAUAUCUGCAGCCUGUUCGGAAGGAGAGGGUCAAGCUCCUCCGGAAGGAGAAAUUUAUAACCGACCUGCUCUCAGCAGCACACCAUCAGCCUGCUGAUCCAAGCACUGCAGCUAACCUUGAUUCUCAAAUUCAGGAAAGGGAAGAUGUAUACUGUGAGACGAUAACGCAACUCGAGAGCCACUAUCAGUCAGCUGUACGCUACGUCAAGGGCACUGAGGUCAUGCUGAAGCGUAUGAAGGACGAGCUUUUCAAGUACAAAUCCGAGAACGCCAGGUUGAAACACGAGAAUUUCCAGUUUCAGGAAUUACCUCCUGCGUCCCUUCACUCGUCGAUCCCCCAGCCCAUUAAUGCUUGA
Messenger RNA from Truncatella angustata, 612 nucleotides. RefSeq lists its product as uncharacterized. NCBI's taxonomy places the organism in Eukaryota, Fungi, Ascomycota, Sordariomycetes, Amphisphaeriales, Sporocadaceae. The record is from RefSeq and is a predicted model, not a curated record. The coding region runs from base 1 to 612 and encodes 203 amino acids. The transcript has 4 exons.